AUGUUUAAAUCCCUGACAAUAAGAUUCAACAAGGUGAAGCCUAGUGACGGGAGCGAUGAGAAUAAACAAGGUUCUGAUCCAAGCGGCGAGUCACAGCAACCCACGAGACAGGGAGAAAACAAAAAUGAAAAGAAAUCUCUCAAAACCAAGAUGCCUCCAGUUUCAGCUGAAGAGUCAUACACCAAAAUUCAAGAUAAAAUCUGUGAGAAAAAUACACUUGAAGACAAGACCACAAACCCUGACUCUCAAAAUCCAGCAGAAUCAACUGGAACAAAGCCAGAGCAGAAGGAAAUGGGGACUGGGAAAGAAGGCCUGGUCAGCAAACCCCCUGUUAUUAAUGAGUAUGCCGAUGCCCAGCUACACAACCUAGUGAGGAGAUUGCAUCAAAGAACAGAUUUCUACAAGAGAAAGUUGGUGGAAGGUGAUAUGUCCUCACCUGAAGGCAGCCCCCAAACUGCAAAGCCCACAGUUGUAUCAUCAACACAAGAAAGUAGUGCUAAGCUAAAAGAAGAACAUUAUCAGAAGGUGCCUCUAACAGAGUACCUAAAGCGAAUCAGACUUCCAAAAAGCAUAGAUUCGUACACAGAUCGAUUCUAUCUCCUGUGGCUCUUUCUUGUCACCAUUGCCUUUAACUGGAACUGCUGGCUUAUACCUUUGCGCAUCAUCUUCCCAUAUCAAACACCAAACAACGCACGCUACUGGCUUAUUACGGACAUCAUAUGUGAUACCAUCUACCUUUUCGAUUUGCUGUUAAUCCAGCCCAGACUCCAGUUUAUUAGAAGAGGAGACAUAAUAGUGGAUUCAAAUGAACUAAAGAGACACUACUGGAGUUCUACAAAAUUUCAGUUGGAUGUGGCAUCAAUAAUGCCAUUUGAUGUUUUCUACCUCUUCUUUGGGUUUAAUCCAAUAUUUAGGACAAAUAGGAUGUUAAAGUACACUUCAUUUUUUGAGUUUAAUCAUCACCUAGAGUCUAUAAUGAACAAGGCAUAUAUCUACAGAGGCAUUCGAACAACUGGAUACUUGCUCUUUACUCUGCACAUUAAUGCCUGUAUGUAUUAUUGGGCUUCAAACUAUGAAGGAAUUGGAACUACCAGAUGGGUGUAUGAUGGUGAAGGAAACAAGUAUCUGAGAUGUUAUUAUUGGGCAGUUCGAACUUUAAUUACCAUUGGGGGCCUUCCAGAACCACAAACUUCAUUUGAAAUUGUUUUUCAACUGUUGAAUUUUUUUUCUGGAGUUUUUGUGUUCUCCAGCUUAAUUGGUCAGAUGCAAGAUGUAAUUGGGGCAGCUACAGCCAAUCAGAGCAACUUCCGCACCUGCAUGGAUCAUACCAUUGCCUACAUGAACACUUAUUCCAUUCCUAAGAUUGUGCAGAAUCGGGUCAGGACUUGGUAUAAAUAUACAUGGGACUCUCAAAGAAUGCUAGAUGAAUCUGACCUACUUGAGACACUGCCAACUACAAUGCAGUUAGCCCUCACCAUUGAUGUGAACUUCAGCAUCAUCAGCAAAGUCGACUUGUUCAAGGGUUGUGAUACACAGAUGAUUUAUGACAUGUUGCUAAGAUUGAAAUCCAUUGUCUAUUUACCUGGUGACUUUGUCUGCAGAAAGGGAGAAAUUGGCAAGGAAAUGUAUAUCAUUAAGCAAGGAAAAGUCCAAGUUCUUGGAGGAGCUGAUGGCGCUCAAGUUCUGGUUACUCUGAAAGCUGGAGCAGUGUUUGGAGAAAUCAGCCUUCUAGCAGCAAGAGGAGGAAACCGUAGAACUGCCAACGUGGUGGCCCACGGCUUUGCCAAUCUUUUAACUCUGGACAAAAGGACCCUCCAAGAAAUUCUAGUGCAUUAUCCAGAUUCUGAAAAGCUCCUCAUGAAGAAAGCCAGAGUGCUUCUAAAGAACAAGGCUCCAGGCACAGAGACAACUUGUCCAAAUAAAGGACUUGCCUUUCUCUUCCCACCAAAACAAGAGACACCCAAAAAGUUUAAAGCUCUCCUGGGAGGCUCAGGAAAAGCAGGUCUUGCAAGACUACUCGCACUGAAGAGAGAACAAACCGUUCUGAAAAAAAGUGAAAACUCUGAAGGAGAAGAGGAUAAAGGAAAAAAAUAUGAAGAUAAAGGAAGACAGCCAGCAGAGAAACCACUUGAAACAUCCAAAUGUCGAACAAGUUCUAUUACAGCAGAGGAAGCACACCAGUCAAUUAGAAGGGCAGUUUUACCCAGAGGAACUACCCGUCAAUCACUCAUCAUCAGCAUGGCUCCUUCUGCGGAGGCUGGGGAAGAGGUUCUGCUGAUUGAAGUCAAAGAAAAGGCUAAGCCAUAAAUGUUUGAUUAUCUUUAGAUACAAUCUAGUUAGUUCCCAAAGAGAUUGUAGUCAGGAUGGUAGCUUAAACUAAUGAGAGGAAAAGACCUUGCCGGGACCCUUGAGAAACCAUAGGCAAAUCCCUAGCUUAGUUUCUAGGAUUUACCCUAGAGAGUGUGAUCUUCUGCAUUGGCAAUAAGAAGAUUAUUAAAAAAACCAUCCCUAUUCUCCAUUGUCAUUAGCUUUGCACAAUUGGUAUUUCUCCUAAUUGCACAUAGUAGGUUAUUUUUCUUCCGUUCUUUCUUGAUGAUGUUUCUUCUCUCCAUUUUGAUUAGGUUGGUCUUGGCUCUGAAAUGAUUCACUAACUUUUUCUCUUAAUUGCGCGUGUGUGUGUGUGUGUGUGAUUGUGUGUGUGUGUUAAAGUCUUGCAUCGCACUGUUAGUCUUGGUUAAAUGUUCCAUGUAUAUGAAUUUGUCUCUUACUUUGGGAGUAUGAGAUCUUAAUAAAAUGUCAAAAGUUGGGUGACUUUCAUUCGAGGUAGGGUGAUGAGUCAGUCAAGUAUCAAAUCAACCCAGCAGCUGGGACUGAAGGGAAGCAAGCAAGGGAGCCGAUGGAUGUAAAACCCAACUUGCAGAGGAGUCCCCUGAAGGGCACUGCUGGUCAGCAUUACUAACAAAUCCACAAGCAAAAUCACAUUGCAGCAACAAGUUGGAAAAACUGUACCCUUUGCUAAAGAAACAAACUUUAAUAUUUUCCCUCAUAUCAACUUAAAAGGCUCAUCUGGCUCAACAGACUCAAACAGGAGGAAUCAGAUUGUCCCCAUUUUCAUGGAGGCUAAAGUGACAUUUCUCAGAAACUUUUGCAAGCAUUCACUUCAGAAGACGUCAGAUUUGAGCUUCUUGUUUUCAGCUUUAGUAAAAAGUAACGAGGUUAGGAAGGCAGACUGUACACAUGUCAGAUUGACAUAUCCCUGCAAUUUGCAGAAACUACAUGUACAGCUGUU
Messenger RNA from Orcinus orca (killer whale), 3289 nucleotides. RefSeq names its product cyclic nucleotide gated channel subunit beta 3 (gene CNGB3). The coding region runs from base 1 to 2307 and encodes 768 amino acids. NCBI's taxonomy places the organism in Eukaryota, Metazoa, Chordata, Mammalia, Artiodactyla, Delphinidae. The transcript is spliced from 19 exons. Gene Ontology annotation, cellular component: photoreceptor outer segment; plasma membrane; intracellular cyclic nucleotide activated cation channel complex. Gene Ontology annotation, biological process: monoatomic cation transmembrane transport. Gene Ontology annotation, molecular function: intracellularly cAMP-activated cation channel activity; intracellularly cGMP-activated cation channel activity; cGMP binding. The record is from RefSeq and is a predicted model, not a curated record.